AUGACGAGUACACAGUAUUAUGAACUGUAUAGAAGAAGUUCUAUUGGUAUUUCGUUGACAGAUGCACUAGAUGAUUUGAUUCGUGAUGGGCAGAUUCCGCCACAACUUGCAAUGAAAAUUCUUUUAAAUUUUGACAAAAGCAUUACGGAUAAUUUGACGGAAAAAGUGAAAUCCCGUAUGACAUUUCGUGGGCAUUUGGAUACAUAUAGGUUUUGUGAUGAGGUUUGGACAUUUAUUAUUAAAAAUCCAUGUUUUCGGCUAGAAAAUGAUACAAUGGUGGCAGAUAAGAUAAAAAUUGUUGCCUGCAAUUCAAAAGUGUGUUGA
Molecule: messenger RNA, 324 nt
Organism: Pneumocystis jirovecii RU7
Lineage: Eukaryota; Fungi; Ascomycota; Pneumocystomycetes; Pneumocystales; Pneumocystaceae
Product: transcription initiation factor IIA subunit 2
Exons: 4
Coding region: 1-324 (107 amino acids)
Biological process (GO): transcription initiation at RNA polymerase II promoter; RNA polymerase II preinitiation complex assembly
Cellular component (GO): transcription factor TFIIA complex
Molecular function (GO): TBP-class protein binding; RNA polymerase II general transcription initiation factor activity
Source: RefSeq, a predicted model, not a curated record